Messenger RNA from Chara braunii, 1003 nucleotides. The record is from the annotation of a GenBank genome assembly. Lineage: Eukaryota; Viridiplantae; Streptophyta; Charophyceae; Charales; Characeae.
AGGAUGAGCAGUAGGAGUGGAGGUGAAGGAGAACUAGAAAGAAGAUUAGAUUAGGAGGGCUCUAUCAUGGCACAUGGAAGGCACGUCAGACCUGGAGGGCGUGGAGGAGGAAGAAGAUAUGAGCAGGUGGAGGAGAAGGAGACGGUACUGUACAUGGAGGGGGAGGCGGGUUUCGUUGUACCACGUAGCCGACGUGCUCGGGUAGGAGCAGAGGGGAAGAAGGAGCAGAAGAAGAAAAAGAAGAUAGUGAUUAAGAAGAAAGGAGGCGGUGCGCGCCAUGCGGUGUGGCGGGAGUCUCCGAUUUUGCGGGAGGGGAAGGCGGUGUGGCACGACUUACACCAUGGCAGCGCCCGUCCCUUCUGCUUCAGAUAUGUGCGGUCGAUCAGCCAGUCGUUGGUGGGUAGGCAACGGUGUUCUAUCUGCCAUUGUAGCGAGGCCAUCUUCGCCGGCCUGGACUUUGUGGUGGAGAACCAUCGGAUAGAACGAAUUGCUUCAAUUCCUAUAUUCAGAGCCAGGUUCAUGCGAAUUCAGACAAGGAGAACAAACACGGGCCAAGGGAGCGACUGCGCUCAAAAGGGAAGUCGCGGCCAUGGAACGACCAGCCUGGCUUCAGCGGCGACCGCGAGCAGAAAAGCAAUGAGCGGAGACGACUACCAGCAGCGUGAUGACCACCACGGUCCACAACAUCGGGAAGAGCGCUUUGUGAGUAUUCAAUUCUCCUGCAUCCUCAACCUUCCUGGGGGUGGGGAGGGGGUCUCGAAUGGCGAAACGGUGAGAAUGGGGGGAAGAGAACUGGGAUUUGACGAGGUUGAUGAGCGAAAGUUGUUGAUGGCGGUGGAUGGAUGGGGAUAGUGGGUCUAGGUAGAGUUUUAGGGCCGGUGGGUAAACGUCUGUGUUACUGUUAUGGAAUCAGUAGAUGCUAUCGUGUUGUAGAGUGACUCUUGUGUCAGAAAAGUAUGGUGUAGAUCUCACUUGUCAAUUCCAAUGAAAAUGUUGGUGUGUC